This is a messenger RNA of Yamadazyma tenuis ATCC 10573, 4710 nucleotides long. It is a transcript of the gene TCB2, whose product is annotated as tricalbin. The record is from RefSeq and is a predicted model, not a curated record. Gene Ontology annotation, molecular function: lipid binding. Lineage: Eukaryota; Fungi; Ascomycota; Pichiomycetes; Serinales; Debaryomycetaceae.
ACCCGAAUAGGUCUUCCUGUCAAGGCGGUGGUGUGCAACCACUUUGAAUGCUUUGAUUUCGACAAUUUCUGCGUUUUUAAUCGGAUUCCUACAGGCAUAAAAACGGUAUUGCGUAAAGAUCUCAUCCGCAGAAGUAAUGAGAUGAAAAAGAGAGACAAACAAGUGGCUACAACCACCGGAUCCCGUGGUAAAACCGAUAUCGUUAGCCUUACCCGAAACUUUGUCUACAAACCCAACAUUAGCGGCUUCAACAACUUCCGCAAGAAUUCAACAGGUGCUUCUCAAAGCUAUCCAAUUUAUCGUUGCCCUGUUUGCAACAAACUCUUUGAAUUGAACCACCUUUUCAUCUCUGAUGUGUUCAACUACUUCAUCAAGACAACCCCUCUGGAAAUCGACAGGAUCGAGCUCCGAGACAUGGUUAAGUAUAGAAUUGUUGAGGAUGACAUUAACGACCCCCACAAAAAUCAGACCAAUGCCCAGGCGGAAGAGGUGAUAGAACUUCUUUCAGAUGACGACGAUACUCAAAGUCAUAGUCCCCAGCUUCAAAAGGAAGAUAUUUCCGACAGCGAGGCUACAGAAGAAGAGGUACUUGUUAGAAAGUCAGACAACAAUUUCUGGGAUUCAGACGACAGCUUUGAUGACAGCUUCGAGGAAUCUUAUAGACGGUACCAGGACCAAUACACUGCCGGGGCUGGUGCUGUAAGAGGUUCAGGAAGUUGGGAAGACCCUGUGACACUCGACUAAGGGGUCCUUGGCCGUCAGAACCACAAUUGUAUAUAUGCAAAUGUAAUUAGCCUUCAUCGCCAAUUAUCAUGCAUUGUCAGUGCGCAGCCAGAUGCUUGAAUCUGUUUGGGAAAAAUUUCAGGCACCGCAAUCGCAUUGAUCGCACUGAAAUUUUGUUGAAGCAAUAAACAUCUUUCACGAGGACCAAUUGAAUACCGCCGAACACGAUCCAAUUGACUGUUGAAAUGUCCGAAGACACCCAAGGAGCAAUUCAACCGACAGAGGUGUUGGAACCACCCAAACAGGUGGACGUUUCCAGCCAGCCUCCCCCAGUUGCGGUGAAGUCCGCAAAGAAACUGGAUGCUCGUUCGAGGACCAGCUCAAGAGCCACUUCAGGACCUGGAAUCAAAGUUGAAGCACCUGAAUUGGUUGCAAGUGAGGAUUAUGAUACCUCCAAUAGUACCAAGAAACCCAAACCAAGAGAACCUGUUGAUUCGACUUACAUUGGCUGGCAGGAAGUUGGUGGGUGGCAGAAGGAAGAUGUGUUGACCCUUGAAGAGGAGAUUACUGAUUUGUUAUCCAAAAAUUCGAUUUUCGACCAAUAUUUACCAGCAGUUGCUUAUGGUGAUUGGUUCCACAACGCUGGGUAUAUAGUCGUUGCUGGAUUGCUUUCAUGGAUUAUUGGAUGGUUCCGGUUCUCGUUGGCACCCAUGUUUGUGGUUAUGGGAGUGUUUGCCAUUUUGUAUCGUACUUCCAUCAGAAAGUAUAGAAGUAACUUAAGAGAAGUGGCUCAAAGAGAGUUUUCUAUCAAGUCCAUUGAAAAUGAUUAUGAAACUAUCGACUGGUUAAACGUUUUCUUGGAAAAGUUUUGGUACUAUCUUGAACCUUCUAUUUCUCAAAUUGUAUGUGAGCAAGUGAACCCUAUUUUGGCUGCUUCUCCUGCUCCUGCUUUCAUCAAGGGUUUGUGGAUUGACAGUUUUACUGCUGGAACCAAACCCCCAAGAGUAGACACCGUCAAGACCUUACAAGGCACUGAUGACGAUGUGGUGGUCAUGGACUGGGGUGCAUCGUUCACUCCAAAUGCUUUGGCUGAUUCAAGCACCAAGCAGAUGAAAAACAACGUGAACCAAAGAAUUAUUGUCAAGGCUAGUCUCUUUGGAUUCCCCGUCUCUGUGGCUGUUUCUGACGUUUCUUUCAAGGCUUUGGUUAGAAUUAGAAUGAGAAUGAUGACUACGUUCCCUCAUAUUGAAACCGUCAAUGUCUCGUUGUUGGAACCUCUUCAAUUCGACUUCAAUUCCAAAGUUUUGGGUGAUUCCAUCUUCAACUGGGAAAUUUUGGGAAUCCCUGGUCUCUACCCAUUUAUCAAUGAGAUGAUCAAGAAAUACGUGGGACCAAUUGUCUAUACUCCAAUGUCUUUCCAGUUGAACCUUCAACAAUUGGUGGCUGGUUACGCCUUGGACUCGGCUGUAGGUGUGUUGGCAAUUACUGCAAAGAGGGCCAAGAACAUAAGAGGUUUCCAAACCAUUGGGAACACCAUGGACCCAUACUUGACUUACGGAUUCUUCAAUCAAGUGGUUGGUGAAACCCGUCACAUUGAAGACACUGUCAAGCCUGUUUGGAAUGAAACCACCUAUAUUACUGUCCGUACUUUGUCGGAGCCAUUGAGUAUUACGUUGGUCGACGACAAUGGAAAGAGAAAAGAUACUCAAUUGGGAACUAUCCAAUUUGAUUUGGAUACUUUACAGAGGAAUCCUAAGCAGCCCAACUUAUCCGCACCUUUCCUUAGAAACAACAAGCCGGUUGGAGAAUUGGACUUUUCCUUACACUUUAUGCCAACCAUUCCUCCAAAGAGACAUGUUGAUGGUGCCAUUGAUCCUCCUCCAGAUUUGAACACCGGUAUUGGUAGAAUCGAGCUUUUGGAAGCGAGAGGUUUCAACAAAGAUGACAAAAAGCCCUCUUCUGCCUAUGCUGAAAUCCACUUCAACGACGAGUUGGUUGAAACAUCCAGUAUUAAAAAGAAGACUAACAAUCCUAAUUGGGGAUUGAGAUACGAAGCUAUUAUUAAGAACAAAUCAAAUUCUAGAAUCAGAUUUGUUAUUAGAGACAAGGACGAUUCGUUCCUUGGUUCGAUAACUUCCACGUUAAACGAAUUAAUCGAUGCUACUCAAGUUAAUCAGACUUGGUUCGGGUUAUCUAAAGGAGGUGAAGUCAGGAUCAACGCUUCAUGGAAACCAGUAGAUUUACCAUUCAGUGGUGAUUCUGUGGGAUUCACGCCUCCAAUUGGUGUUGUAAGAGUGAGUAUUGAAGGUGCUCAAGACUUACGUAAUUUGGAGAGAAUUGGAAAAAUUGAUCCAUACGCAAGAAUUCUUAUAAACAAGUUCCAAAGAGCUAGAACUAUUGCCGUUGAAUCUUCCUUGAAUCCAACCUGGAAUGAAGUGUUUUACUGUUCAGUUACAUCUCCAAAUCAAUUGUUGACUAUUGAAGUUAUGGAUGUCGAGAAGAGAUCUGCUGAUAGAACAUUGGGUUCUUUUGAUGUCAGAUUACACGAAAUUAUCAACAAGAACGAGUUGAACAAGUACAUUGAACAUGUUGAUACCGACAAGAGACUGUCUAAGUUGAUCACCAAGAAGGGACCAAAGGGUGUUGUUACUUACUCCUUAGCAUUCUAUCCUAACUUGCCUAUUAUUCCAAUAGGUGAAAUUAGACAAGAAGAAGCCCGAGCUCUUAAGGAAAAGAAGCUUAGAGAAAAAGCUGAGGCUGAUAAGACCGCUGAAGACAAGGAAGCCGAGGAAAAGCUCAAGAAAGAAGAAAAGACCAAGCAAGACAGAAUUAAGGAUGGCGAGGUAGAAGAAGAAGAAGAGCCUGAAAAGCGUAUGAGAUUGAAAUUAUCUUUGGAAGAAUUAUUGGAAUAUAACAGUGGUGUUUUUGUGUACGAAAUUUUGGAAGGAAGUGUUUCGAAAGAAAACGUCUACUUGCAAGCCUUUUUUGACAACCAUUCUCAUUGUGAUUUUGCUAGUCAAAAGUUGAAGGGUAAAAGCUCCAUCAAGGUUGGAGCUACCGGAGACGUUACAAUCAAGGAAUUGGAUAAGUCUACUGCUAACUUUAGAAUCGUUAAGGAGCUGGAUGAGAAUAGAAUGGAAAAACCUGUGGCUCAAUUCGAUAUUUCCACUCUUGAAUUACUCAAAAAGUCUUACGAAGAACCAACUACUAUUUCCUUAAAGGGAGAGGGUUCUGCUCAAUUCAAAAUCCAAUGUCAAUGGAUGCCAAUUAUCUACGAAAAUGGAUUACCUGUUCAAGACUCCAUCAACAACUGUGGUGUAUUGACUGUCGAAGUUCUCAAAGGUACCAAUUUCAUUGCCGGUGACAGCAACGGUAAGUCUGACCCUUACGUGGAAUUGCACCUCAACACUGAUAAAGAAGAAUUUCUUAAGACUAAGAAGCAAAAGAAGACUCUUGAUCCUAUUUUCAAUGAGAAGGGAACUGUUGAUGUGGUUAACAAAUACGAUUCCUUGAUUAGAGUUGUGGCAUACGAUUGGGAUAUUGGUCCUGAACAAGAUGACUUAUUAGCAAGCGGUACUCUCAAGUUAUCUGAUGUUAACUGGGAUAAUCCUGAUGAAGAAGUUGAAGUUCCCUUAUACUCUGAGACCGAGGAAGACGGUGGAAGCGUGUUUGUCAAACUCUCUUUCGAACCUAAGUUCAUUAUCGCCGCUAAGCCAAAUGCUCAAUCUGAUAUUGGUGAUGCUUUCGGAGCUGUUGGUAACGUUGGAUUAGGCGUUGGAAAGGGUGUUGGAAAGGGUGUUGGGAAAGGCCUCGGGACAGGUGUGGGUGUCGUUGGAGGUGUUGGUAAAGGUAUUGGUGGUGUUGGAAAGAGCAUUGCCAAGGGUUUGCCAUUUGGAAAACAUUAGACAGUAUGUCUUAACUUAUCGUUUGUAUUUUAUGUACGAUUUUGAACCUAAAAAUUUUUCGCAGCCAUAGACGGUUUGAUUA